Messenger RNA from Exophiala xenobiotica, 1816 nucleotides. RefSeq lists its product as uncharacterized. Lineage: Eukaryota; Fungi; Ascomycota; Eurotiomycetes; Chaetothyriales; Herpotrichiellaceae. Gene Ontology annotation, cellular component: cytoplasm. The record is from RefSeq and is a predicted model, not a curated record. The transcript is spliced from 3 exons. The coding region runs from base 396 to 1397 and encodes 333 amino acids.
CUCGUAUCAGAGACAUGGAACGCAAUGCACUCAUUCAUCGGAGCCACAAGACAACAUUUCAUAUUGUCAAGGCUUUGUAGCCCACUUCAUUGCGGCACCUGCGGUCAUGUCGUUAGCUUGACACGCUUGAGCCGCCCCCACGUCGACAAAGAUGCCGAGGUACAGUGGAUCUCUACGUAGCAAGACCCUCCACACCUUCAUACCCUCGUAAAGCCGGGUUCUGAAUACGAAGCCCUGGCACGGCCUGGCCAACACGUCGAUAAAAAAGGAGUCUGAAUAUCUGACUCAAACGACUCUUGCUCUAGGGAGCGCACUCAAGAAACAAAGCUCGACUAACAACGUUUUGGACCUGCCUUCUCCGAAAACUGUCGUGCCUGAGUACAUACCAGAGCAAUAUGGACGGCCCAAACAACGGCAUUGUCCUGUACCAUUACUCUUUCUCACCAUUUGCGAGGAGAGUAUUGUGGUACCUCAGUCUUCGAGGGAUUGACUAUGCAGAAUGCAAACAACCUCCUAUCAUGCCUCGACCAGACCUUGCUGCUCUAGGUGUGAAAUACCGCAGGAUACCUGUCAUGGCCAUUGGCCGCGACAUUUAUUGCGACAGCCGAAUCAUCUUGCGCAAGUUAGAAGAGUUUUUGCCUGACGGUGCUCUGGGGGCAUCGACCCCUCAAGACAAAGCCAUUGAAAAAUUCCUGCAGAUCUGGAAUAUUGAGGCCGGCAUAUUUGUCAGAGCUUCUCAACUCAUUCCCACAAGCAUGCCACUCCUGAACGAUCCGAAAUUCACCAGAGACCGGCAAGAUUUCUCGGGUCGGUCAUGGAGCAAAGAGCAGAUUGCUGCGAAUAGACCCGAGGCGCUGGCUGCCAUUAGAAAUGGCUUUGAAUUCCUCGAGACCACUCUACUGGCGGAUGGACGACAAUGGAUGCUGAAGACGGACAAGCCAACGCUGGCAGACAUCGAAGCUAUAUGGACCUUUGAUUGGUUGAACGGUUUGAAAGGUGCCUUACCAAGGGAGUUGAUCUCUGCGAAGCAAUAUCCCAAGGUGUUUGCCUGGAUAGCCAGGUUCAACGAUACGUUCAAAGCAGCCAAAUCGCAAGCACCGAAACCGGCCUCUUUGAAAGGCGAUGCUGCAGUGCAACGCAUUCUGAACGCUACCUUUGCUGAAAAGGAGCUAGGGGUCGACAGUGCCGAUCCUUUGGGAUUGCAGCAUGGGACGGAAGUGGAAGUGUUCCCAAUUGACUCAGGCAGCAGGCACCACGACAGGGGACGACUUGCUGGCCUUACGAAAGACGAGGUCGUUUUGAGCGUCCAGGCUCAGGGUACUGAGUUGCGGUUGCAUUAUCCCCGGACAGGCUUCAGGAUCAAGGCUGUCACCAGUGGAGGCAGUUCGAAACUGUGAAGACCGUCUGGUACAGGAGUGGCAUCGAAGCCUUACUUCCCACGACUCCGACGUGAUUCGAUUUUGAACUUGUGUUCCCAAGCAAGAGUGCAUGCGUCCGUCGUAUCACAACAUAUAUGUCCGCGAUAUCUAGCUGAAUCGGAUAUCAGCCGACGCAUGCUGAAUCCCUCCAAAACAGGGUGUGACGAAGAACGAUGCCCAAACCUACACGGAUACAUGCCGUUGAUAUUGAGGCGAUGUUUCCUCUUUCCCUUUCCAUCACUGCAUGCCUGUUCUUCCGAAUAGGUAGCGGACGGAGACCACUCCUCUUAGACCGGUCAGCUACAUUGGAAUCUGGUUUCCCACCGUCGAUCAUGGCCCGCGUGGUUCAUUUUGUUCUCUUCGGCCUGCCUUAAGAUGGCACCCUGCACGGCUCUGGC